This is a messenger RNA of Choloepus didactylus (southern two-toed sloth), 2626 nucleotides long. It is a transcript of the gene CHRDL1, whose product is annotated as chordin like 1. The record is from RefSeq and is a predicted model, not a curated record. Gene Ontology annotation, molecular function: protein binding. The coding region runs from base 433 to 1812 and encodes 459 amino acids. The transcript is spliced from 12 exons. Lineage: Eukaryota; Metazoa; Chordata; Mammalia; Pilosa; Megalonychidae.
CCUAUUUCUUAACUUUUGGGACCGGGAGGAGGAAUAAAGCCCUUGUGGCUGAAGCGGAGAGGGGGUGCCGGAUUGCUGCAGCUGCGUACUGUGGAACUUCCCGCCAGCGCCGAGAGACCGACCUUUAGGGCCAAGUGGGGAGCGGGCAGGUGGCCCCGGAUCGCCACGCCCGCGCCUUGGCUCUGCCCCCAGCGAUCCACUGCUCACUCGUGGUGUGAGGGCGGUGAUUUGUUUCCUCCCACCCACUUGUGAGUCCCCCUCCCCCCUCGUACGCACUCUAGCUGUCUCCACAACCUGCGAGCCCUAGACCUCGGAGGAGCACCCCAGGGAGCUCGGAGCGCGUGCACGCGUGGCAGACGGAGGAGGCCAGUGCCCAGCAGCUUGAGUACACUGGACCCUGAAGGUUCUGAGUUGCCUUUUGUAGUGGCCAAAAUGAGAAAAAAGUGGAAGAUGGGAGGCGUGAAAUACAGCUUUUCCUUGUUGCUGUUCUUUCUUUUCCUAGAAGGAAGCAAAACAGAGCAAGUAAAACAUUCAGAGACAUAUUGUAUGUUUCAAGAUAAGAAGUACAGAGUGGGUGAGAGAUGGCAUCCUUACCUGGAACCUUAUGGGUUGGUUUACUGUGUGAACUGCAUCUGCUCAGAGAAUGGGAAUGUGCUUUGCAGCCGAGUCAGAUGUCCAAGCCUUCAUUGCCUCUCUCCUGUGCAUAUUCCUCAUCUGUGCUGCCCUCGGUGCCCAGAAGACUCCUUACCCCCAGCAAACAAUAAGAUGACCAGCAAGUCAUGUGAAUACAACGGGACUACUUACCAACACGGAGAGCUGUUCAUGGCUGAAGGGCUUUUUCAGAACCGGCAACCCAAUCAAUGUACCCAGUGCAGCUGUUCGGAGGGAAAUGUGUAUUGUGGUCUCAAGACUUGUCCCAAAUUAACCUGUGCAUUCCCAGUCUCUGUUCCAGAUUCCUGCUGCCUGGUGUGCAGAGGGGAUGGAGAAUUAUCCUGGGAGCAUUCGGAUGGUGAUAUCUUCCGGCAACCUGCCAACAGAGAAGCAAGACACUCUUACCAGCGUUCUCACUAUGAUCCUCCACCAAAUCGACAGGCAGGCAGCCUGCCCCGCUUUCCUGGGACCAGAAGUCAUCGGGGAGCUCUUAUGGAUUCCCAGCAAGCUUCAGGGACCAUUGUGCAGAUUGUCAUCAAUAACAAACACAAACAUGGACAAGUGUGUGUUUCCAAUGGAAAGACCUAUUCUCAUGGCGAGUCCUGGCACCCAAACCUCCGGGCAUUUGGCAUUGUGGAGUGCGUACUGUGCACUUGUAAUAUCACCAAGCAGGAGUGUAAGAAAAUCCACUGCCCCAAUCAAUACCCCUGCAAGUAUCCUCAAAAAAUAGAUGGAAAGUGCUGCAAGGUGUGUCCAGGUAAAAAGGCAAAAGAAGAACUUCCAGGCCAAAGCAUAGACAACAAAGGCUACUUUUGUGGAGAAGAAACAAUGCCUGUAUAUGAAUCUGUGCUCAUGGAGGAUGGGGAGACCACAAGAAAAAUAGCACUGGAGACUGAGAAACCACCUCAGGUAGAGGUCCACGUUUGGACCAUUAGAAAGGGCAUCCUCCAGCACUUUCAUAUUGAGAAGAUCUCCAAGAGGAUGUUUGAGGAUCUCCAUCAAUUCAAGCUGGUGACCAGGACAACCCUGAGCCAGUGGAAGAUAUUCACCGAAGGAGAAGCUCAGAUCAGCCAAAUGUGUUCAAGUCGUGUGUGCAGAACAGAGCUUGAAGAUUUGGUUAAGGUUUUGUACCCGGAUAGGUCUGAAAAGGGCCACUGUUAGGUGAGACAGACAGCAUUGGAGAGGGUAAAGCAAGAAAACUCAAGCUGCAGCUGGACUGCAAGCUUAUUCUGCUUAAGUCAACAGUGCGCUAAAACCCCAAACUCAAACACAGUCAAUUAUUCAUGCCUUGCACAGCAUAACUUGCUCCUUUAUGUGGAGUGGUGUGUCAGCCUUUAAACAUCUCCUUCCAAAGAGGCUAGAAGAGUCUUGAAUUAUUUGUGGGAGGAAGAGGGAUAAAACACCACAACACCGCUCUAAUUUCUUGUAAAAUAACACUUCUUUACAGGUUAAAGAGCAAACAAAACCCAAGGUUUCAAUCUAGAAAGUUAUUCAAAUGAAGGAAAGAGAAAGGAAUGCUUAGUAGAAGCUCUGAAGUACAGAGCAAUUCCUUAUAUGAAAUUAUACUCUUUGAAUUUUAGAAUGCCUUGCAUUUAAAAAAAAUUAACUCCCCCCACCAUACACACACACACACACAUUAAACUAUAGCAUUUAUUCUGAAGUAAAGUCAGCCUAGACUUACCCUUCUUUCGCUUGUCUGGUUCCCAAGUAUCUUACAGGUUGUUGGUGCCCGAGACAAUAAAUAAGGAAGGGUCAGCAGAAGGCUCUGCCCUUGAGUCUUUGGUAUGGUUGUUAAAGUCACCAACUGUGAUAAUAUGGUAAAAAGUGAUAAAUAAUUGUGCCCAAAUGAUACCACUUCUCUUUUCUCCAUGAACCUAUAGGGCCUCCAUAAAGGAGAUAGAUUUGGAUGAAAUUAAAAAAAAAAAAAAAAAACGAAUCAAUAUAAGGCUAAAUAAUUGUUAAAUAAAGGAGUCAA